Messenger RNA from Xylaria bambusicola, 586 nucleotides. RefSeq names its product ubiquitin-conjugating enzyme/RWD-like protein. Gene Ontology annotation, molecular function: ubiquitin conjugating enzyme activity. The transcript has 3 exons. Gene Ontology annotation, biological process: proteasome-mediated ubiquitin-dependent protein catabolic process; DNA repair; protein polyubiquitination. Gene Ontology annotation, cellular component: HULC complex. NCBI's taxonomy places the organism in Eukaryota, Fungi, Ascomycota, Sordariomycetes, Xylariales, Xylariaceae. The record is from RefSeq and is a predicted model, not a curated record. The coding region runs from base 177 to 512 and encodes 111 amino acids.
CCCUACAUCACAUCCCACCUCAUUUCACACAUACCAACCAUCUUUCAGCACGCUCAGAAGAUCGCCGACCCUUUCAAUAUUUUGCCGUGUACACGCCCCUUGGGCAUUCGAGGUCCCUCCGUCUUGUUUCAAACUACCGGAACAUAUCAGCAUUAGCAACCAAACCAUUAGUCAUCAUGUCCACCGCUGCCCGCCGUCGUUUGAUGCGAGACUUCAAGCGAAUGCAGACAGACCCCCCAGCUGGGGUAUCUGCAUCGCCCGUACCUGACAACGUCAUGACCUGGAAUGCUGUGAUCAUCGGGCCCGCCGACACUCCAUUUGAGGACGGGACAUUUCGUUUGGUAAUGCACUUCGAAGAGCAGUAUCCGAACAAGCCACCUGCCGUGAAGUUCAUCAGCCAAAUGUUCCACCCCAAUGUAUAUGCUACCGGCGAGCUUUGCCUGGAUAUUCUACAAAACCGGUGGAGCCCCACGUACGAUGUGGCUGCUGUUUUAACAAGUAUACAAAGGUAGGUGCGGUCCCCGACAUCGUAUGAAAGGGCGAUGCUAACUGUGGCGUCUUCUAGUCUACUUAACGACCCGAACAC